CGCUUUCUUAUGGAUGCUGGGCGGAACUUUGAGGUUUUCUGACACGUGAUUAGAUACAUGGCUUGGCGUGCUUGGCGAUUCCCGUACGUCACCUCCUAAACAACUCGUCGACCCCGUCUCCGUCUCCAAUUCUCCUUCCCCUCCACAUCCCCCGGGCUUCCCUUUUCGCUCGCCCGCAAUUCCGUCUUAUCCGGUAUGUCUCCGGGGCCGAUGUAGCCUCGGAGUCGUUAUUACUCCCGUCAUCUAUAGACCGCAAGGAACGCGUUCGGUGCGGCUGAGCUGUCUCGGUGUCGAUCGCAGAAAAAAAAUAGUCCCGGAAGCUUCCGCCGUCAACCUUCCCGUUCAUGUGAAAUUAUGGCCAUCGUACUUGCAUAUGGAGGAGUUGUCAACGCCUGUACGAUGGUUGUUUAUUUCAUCUACAUGCUAAUUGCAAUCUGGCUCUCUAUCAAGCAAGGUCUUGGUCACAAUUUUCCCUGGAUCUGCAUCACAAUAUUGUCGGCAUGUCGUCUCACCCAGGUCUCGAUGGAUUUGGCAGCCACCAAAUUAUAUCCGCCGGCCACAGCAGCCAACACAGCCCUGGAAUCUGGUGUCGCCAUUCUUACCUCUAUCGGCCUCACGCCUCUAUUCAUGUCAACAUCCAGCGUGCUCAAUAUGACUUCUGGACCUAAAGGGCGCCGUAUGCAGUGGAUCCUCAUCCUCUUGCACGUCCCGUUGACUAUUUCUCUGAUCUUAAUCGUGGCAGGAGGCAUCGAUCCGGAUUCCCGCGACAGCCCGACGUUUGCUGCUACGGAACCUACAAAGGCCGGAAUUGCAAUAUAUUGCACCUGUUUCGCCGUAUUAGUGUGGGCAACCACAUUGAUCGCCGCGCGUCUUUACUUGGCGAAUCCGCUCGAGGUCAAGAUCUUAACCACCGUUGUCCUCAGCUUACCCUUCUUCUUGAUCGACGUGGUUUAUAUGAUGUGCUUUGCUUUCGAAGAUUUAUGGGGAAACCAGAAGUUCAACGUGAUAAGUGGUAACGUCACACUCCAACUGUGCAUGCAAGUUAUUACGGAAUACAUCAUCGUGGGUCUGUACCUCGGAUUGGGACUCAGGGUGCCUGACAAAGCCGCCCGCCUGCGAGACCGUGUCAUGGAAGUGACAGAAUACGAUUAUGAGCAAAUACGAGAAACUGCAUUGUGGAAAAUGUAUGAGAUUGGGACGACCGUCGUGGCUACAGUGGUAAUGCCUGGUUUGAUGUUCGCUCAUUGGCUGCUCGGCAAAAUCCUCCGCUCACGCCCAUGA
Messenger RNA from Periconia digitata, 1281 nucleotides. NCBI's taxonomy places the organism in Eukaryota, Fungi, Ascomycota, Dothideomycetes, Pleosporales, Periconiaceae. The record is from the annotation of a GenBank genome assembly.